ACAGCAUUCGAAUGUUUGAAAACUUAUUUUGGGAGCACGAAGCUGCUUCUUUAUCCUGAGAUUGGAUCAAUCAACGUGUUUCUCUGGCUUCUCACUACUUGGAAAUUGGCGUUGCAAGCUCUCUCUCUCGUGGACGUCGACGAUUCUUAUGGUGAGAAAUUUGAAACGGGAUCGAACGCUACUGGCAGAAAAUUUCUGUCAACAACACACGUGCGUGAUCGGUAGCACGAGUUUUCUCACAAUUUUUUAUGAAUUAUUUAAUAAUCAAGGUAAAAAAAUAGUUGUUAUCCACGACGUUUGAUAACUCGUUAUUCCCCGUGUGAUAAUGAGUUCUCAAAAGGGAAACACGAAACGCGCGAGGCCUCAGAAAUAUCAGAAUAAUCACGCUUUCAAAAACGACUUGCAUGACAAGUCCCAUCAAACAAAGCGCAUCAAUAACAUUCAAGUAGUGAAUGUGUGCGAAAGGUGCAAGAAAAUCAUAGAAUGGAAAAUCAAGUACAAGAAGUACAAGCCGCUCAAAGCGCCGGCGAAAUGCACAAAAUGCGAACAAAAAGUCAUCAAGCACGCUUAUCACAUCAUGUGCGGCCCCUGCGCUCUUCAUAACAAAGUUUGCCCAAAGUGCGGAGAGAAAGGAGACGUUGUGCCGGAAGAACCCAAAGAAGAAACUUUGAAAUUGGACCGAGAACUCAGAUUGAUUCUGAAAAAAUUACCUGAGAGAAAAAGAAGAACUUUCAUGCGUUAUAUGAACGGAAAAGCAGCUAGGAAAGAAGCUUCGAGUAAUGGCGAAUCCACCGCAAAUGCUAAGGAGCCAGAGGAGGCUGAUAGUUCGGACAGCGAAGAGGAGUCUCAAGACCCGAGGCAACCUCUGACCCGAGACGAUCUAUUGGCAAAGCUCAAUGCAUUAAUGAUCAGCAGCAAAAGGAAUAAAAACGAAGAUGAUGAUGAUGAUUUUGGCAGUGAUUUCGAUGGUGCAAAUAUCACCGAUGAUGAAGAUGAGGAUGAUGAUGAUUAGUUGUGUAAAUAUUAGAAUUACUAAUAAACCCAACAAUGUAAAUAAUCGA
This is a messenger RNA of Venturia canescens, 1061 nucleotides long. RefSeq lists its product as uncharacterized. The transcript is spliced from 3 exons. The coding region runs from base 326 to 1012 and encodes 228 amino acids. The record is from RefSeq and is a predicted model, not a curated record. Lineage: Eukaryota; Metazoa; Arthropoda; Insecta; Hymenoptera; Ichneumonidae.